Messenger RNA from Arctia plantaginis, 444 nucleotides. The record is from the annotation of a GenBank genome assembly. Lineage: Eukaryota; Metazoa; Arthropoda; Insecta; Lepidoptera; Erebidae.
AUGAGCGACCAAAUGUCGUCGUAUUCUUCUCCCUUGCGCAAAACUGUAAAAUGGUACAGGAAAAUUGGCAUUGAGAUUUUGUUGAAUACUGCCAUAGUUAAUGAAUGGAUUAUGUUUACCGAAACUAGGAACACAAAAAUGUCCAUCGUAGAGUUUCGGAAGUCUCUAGUAGAGUAUCUAACAUGUUCGUCAGAUUCUCAAGAGAAUGAGUCAAUAGUCACGGUAUCAAGACCCAAACCAUUAAAGCAGGAGUUGCAAACAAAAUCCGGAAAAGUUAGGAAAACUAGACGAUUUUGUGUACAGUGUUACAAAGAUAUGGUAAAGAAAGUUGGACGAAAACAGGCGAAAACUAAAGCUAAAAAGGAAAAUACUUUUUGUGCUCAAUGUGAUGGAGAACCACAUAUCUGUUUAACUUGUUUUAAUAAAUUUCAUCUUUAUGUAUAG